AUGGAGAUGUACGAGAAUCUAGGUCUAGUGGGAGAGGGUACUUAUGGAUCAGUAAUGAAGUGCAGACACAAAGAGACAGGACAAAUAGUUGCCAUCAAAAGAUUUCAGGAUCGAGAAGAUGACAGAUUAGUAAAGAAAAUUGCUGUGAGGGAAAUACGAUUUCUGAAGCAAUUUAGACAUGAAAAUCUGGUAAACCUUAUUGAGGUGUUCAAGCAGAAGAAACGUUUAUUCUUGGUGUUUGAAUUUGUUGAUCACACUGUUUUGGAUGAUUUGGAACGGUUUCCAAAUGGUUUGGAGAGUAAGAGACUCAGAAAGUGCCUCAUUCAGGUGUUGAGGGCCACAGAGUAUCUUCACAAGAACAACAUAAUUCAUCGCGAUAUCAAACCUGAGAAUGUCUUGGUGUCAGGGUCAGGUGUUGUUAAACUAUGUGAUUUUGGCUUUGCCCGUACAUUGGCUGCACCAGGAGAGACUUACACAGAAUAUGUGGCCACUCGCUGGUACAGGGCUCCAGAGUUAGUAGUCGGUGACAACAAAUAUGGAAAGCCUGUAGACAUUUGGGCAUUUGGAUGCAUGAGCAUUGAAAUGGCGACAGGAAGUCCUUACCUGCCUGGAAACUCUGACUUAGACCAGAUCCAUAAGAUAGUGACUCAAGUGGGAAAUUUAACACCACGCCUCAAGAGUCUUUUUAGCAAAAAUCCUACAUUCGCUGGGGUAUGUCUACCAGAUAUCCAGAGACCAGAAUCACCAGAAAAGAAGCUGUCAAAAUGUAAUCCUUUGUUGACUCUGCUGGUGAAGAAAUGCUUACAGAUGGAUGCAGACAAGAGAGCUUCAUCCACAGAGCUUCUAAAACAUGAAUAUUUCACAGCAGAUGGAUUCUCAGAGAAAUUUAUCCCAGAGAUUCAAGCUCAAGUUCUCAAGGAUAUGAAAGAUAAUCCGCUGUUGAUAAGAAAGCGUAAAAACAUCAGCAAAGAAAUUACAGAAUAUGAAAAGGCGCUGUUAGCUGUAAAACAAAGUGGUAAAAAGCAUGGAAAGGACACAAUAAGAGACAAAGAGCCUAAAAGUAGGAAAUACAAACGUAUUAGCUCAAAAGGAGAGACAAUAAAAGGGGAACAAAUGGAUCAUCCAACUGUUUGGAAAUCUUCUCCAAAGCCUCAGGAAGCCACCCUGGGAAAUCCUUUUGCAGGAAUUGAAGGAACUGAAGGAAGUCCCAUGGGAACUGAAGGAAAGCCUACUGGAACUGAAGGAAGGUAUAGUAAUGGCAGUAAAGCAAAUCCAGCGGUUACUUCUUUGAAGGAUUUGAACAAUGGUGGGGAAGGUUUGAACAACACACCAGCUGCCAGCAUCCCUCCCAUCGGCAUGCAUGCCGGAAUGACCACUUCUGCGUCUCCUAAUAAAAAUCUCAAUAUUGACACCAACGAAACUUCAAUAUCGAACUCAAGGACACAAGAGAAAGUGAAAAAAAAAGCAAGCCCUUGUGGCAACCAGAUACCCAAAACACUUCCAGCACCAGUAAGUGAUUAG
This is a messenger RNA of Pristis pectinata (smalltooth sawfish), 1521 nucleotides long. Its product is annotated as cyclin-dependent kinase-like 4. The coding region runs from base 1 to 1521 and encodes 506 amino acids. Gene Ontology annotation, molecular function: ATP binding; cyclin-dependent protein serine/threonine kinase activity. The record is from RefSeq and is a predicted model, not a curated record. Gene Ontology annotation, cellular component: nucleus. NCBI's taxonomy places the organism in Eukaryota, Metazoa, Chordata, Chondrichthyes, Rhinopristiformes, Pristidae. The transcript is spliced from 9 exons. Gene Ontology annotation, biological process: protein phosphorylation.